UCUCGUGACGCAACUUCCUGACUUGUAGUUUUGCGGGAACUUCGGUCCACAAACAUUCUAGCCGGCAUUCAAGUACAAAACAACAAAGUAACGAUGCCUCCUAAAGCCAAAGCGGCAGGGAGGGGCAGAGCUCCUGCCAAGAGGAAGCUGGCGGAGGAGUUUCCACCUGGAGAAGUCCUGACAGACACCGGAAAGAAGUCCUGGAAGUUGGGCGCUCCGAUCGGCCAGGGGGGCUUUGGACUCAUUUACCUGGCUGAUCAGAAUUCAGAAAAACCUGUUGGUGCUGAUGCCCCGUAUGUCAUCAAAGUGGAGCCCAGCGACAACGGACCGCUGUUCUCUGAGCUGCAUUUUUACAUGAGGGCUGCCAAACCUGAUCUGAUCCAGGCCUGGAUGAAGUCUCACAAGCUGAAACACCUGGGAGUUCCCCGGUACUGGGGCUCUGGGCUGCACGAUAAAGGAGGCAAAAGGUACCGCUUCAUGGUCAUUGACAGACUUGGCACAGACCUACAGAAGAAGUUCGAGGAAUGUGGAAGGAGAUUCUCCAGAAAACUGGUCCUACAGCUUGGUCUACGGCUGCUGGACAUCCUGGAGUUCAUCCAUGAACACGAGUACGUGCACGCUGACAUCAAGGCUUCGAACCUCAUGUUGAGCCACAACGACCCAGACCAGGUUUACCUGGUGGAUUAUGGGUUGGCGUACAGGUACGCACCUGACGGAGUCCUCAAAGAGUACAAGGAAGACCCAAAGAAAUGUCACGACGGCACCAUCGAGUUCACGAGUAUCGACGCCCACAAAGGAGUAUCUGCUUGCAGGCGGAGCGACCUGGAGAUCCUGAGUUACUGCAUGGUUCAGUGGCUGUGUGGUCGACUUCCCUGGGAGGACCGGCUGCAGGAUCCCCAGUACGUCCGAGACUCCAAGAUCAGGAGUCAAGAAAACAUCUCAGAGUUUAUGUCCAAGUGUUUCUCCUCUCAGGACAAACCAGAGGAGAUGCAGAGGUUCAUGGAGGAAGUGAGAUCUCUGGGCUACAAAGACAAGCCAGCGUACGAGAAGCUGCGCUCCAUCCUCCAGGACGGGCUGAAGGCCAUCAAGGCCAAAGAUGACGGCAGGCUGCAGUUUCCAGCCACCAACGGAGCGGGUUCACCUCCUGUUCAGAAGAGCACCAAGAGGAAGAAAGCAGCAGACAAAGCGGAGGACAGCGAGACGGAUUUAAGUCCCGUCAAGAAGAGACGAGUGCCUAAGAAUAAAGAGGUCAACGGGAAGAAAAGUCCCAAAGCCGCCGCUGGACGCAGGAAGACCCCCAUCACUGGAGCAAAGGCAGACCCCACAUCCAGACUGGUGGAGAUGGGCACCCAGACGUCGCCCGGACUCGCCCAGAGAGGCAGAAAGAGAACCAGAACAUGAACAUCCUCCUCCACCUUCCUCCAUCCGUAACAACUUCCUCCCCCCAACACAGAAACAUUUUUUACUUCCACCCUCCUCCAUCCUGCUUCCUAACCAAUCACUGAAGUUUUAGGUGUUAAUCUGCGCUCAUGGUGAUGUGUGUGUGUUGCGUGAGGACAGAGCUGCAGAAAUAAAGAUUAAAGUCAAUGUUUGAAGGUCA
Messenger RNA from Melanotaenia boesemani (Boeseman's rainbowfish), 1600 nucleotides. It is a transcript of the gene vrk1, whose product is annotated as VRK serine/threonine kinase 1. The record is from RefSeq and is a predicted model, not a curated record. The transcript has 14 exons. Lineage: Eukaryota; Metazoa; Chordata; Actinopteri; Atheriniformes; Melanotaeniidae. Gene Ontology annotation, molecular function: ATP binding; protein serine/threonine kinase activity. Gene Ontology annotation, cellular component: nucleus; cytoplasm. The coding region runs from base 94 to 1401 and encodes 435 amino acids. Gene Ontology annotation, biological process: signal transduction; peptidyl-serine phosphorylation.